ACGGAGAACGUGAAGUCCCUCUAGCCAGUGUUUAUACACCUGAACCGCCAAGCGAGUGGUAAGAUCGGGCUUUUGAAGUUUGGAACAUUAUAAGCGGAACGCUGAUUCCACGGACGGAAUUUGUCCGAUUGCCGUGGCAUUUAGUAUCUGGGAGACUGGAACCCAAUGCGAACCUCUGCCUGGAAUUCUCCCAUACAAAACGAACCUGGUAGAUGGAGGAAUCGUAGGUCAUCAUCACCCCAGUACCCACUGAAACCUAUUGCACGCGACUGAUGUCAACCUGGGCCAAACAAACACGUGAUAAUCUGCGCAUCAAAAUUAAGCAUGCACCCAUUCCACUAUCGGACGCUGCAAACGGGUGCACGCGAAGUGAACUACGGGAACACAGUGUUAGUGAGACGGGACAGCGGCCAAUGGUGGCUGGGAUAUGUUCAGGAUACUGACGGCGACAACUUCUUCGUCGAUUUCGACGCCAGCACAGUCAACGGCCAGUGGAUCCACUGCAGCCAUCUCUGGCCACACCGUUUUUUACCUGAUACAGUGACAAAUUCCUGCGGCGUCUCUAUACACGUAGCACUGCGUGAUGAGGACUACGGGCCCAUGGUUUCUCGGUCGUGCACCCUCAUCGACAAACUGCAUGAUUUGUUUUACGCUGUGCGCAUCAACGAUACAAACUACAGCGGUUCGGCAGUCUUGCGCAUCGCCCAUAAAUGGCAGCUUAUCGGAAACCUACCAGCAGUCCGCGGCCAACCCAGCUUCCUCGGUCGAGCUAGCGGAUUCGUGUACCGGAAACAUGUCAUCGUUUUCCCCCAAGCGCAGAUGCUGGGUAGUAUGGCUACCUUGAGAGCUCUGCCCAGCUGUCUGCUGAACACGUGCCAGUUAGGGCUGGGGAGUGGUGAUGUGUGGUGUGAUGCCAGUUGUCAGUUCACGCUGUCAGUGGACUUCGAUAAAGCUACUUUUCGGUGUGCUACCGCCGACCAUAACUGGCGGGGCGCGCCGUACCAGUUCAAACUGGACUGCCGGAUGUUUGUACGCGUGGAAAUGGACACUGUCACAUUCGUGUGCGCCGAACUGCACGGUGACGCGGACGGUCGCAGUGUUUUGGAAUGAGGGUGCUCUGGAAGAGGCCUGCCACAACUGUCUCCUGCAGCAACCAUUACGGAAUGCAGGCAGUAUUAGCGCUGCUGACAGUGACGCGGUCAACUCAAAGGAAGAUAUUACGGAGAGCACGCGGAUCACCGAUCUUCCCCAUCCCAUCCUGGCGUUGAUUCUGCAAAAUAUGGACUUCUGCACGCAGUUGCAGUCGAGCCGGGUGUGCGCUCUCUGGGAACUACUGUUGCGCAAAGAUGUCUCUAACCGGCGCAACGUUAUUGUGGAAAUUGGGCAAACUCCCUUAGAACGUUAUCCAGAAAAAGAAGAUCCCAGUGUCGAAUACCAUAGCAGCGCUUACGCGUCUGACCCAAGAUAUCAGAGAUUCGUAUGCCGGCUGAUUCCGACGCUAGACCGUGUCCUCACGCAGCACACGGAGACGUUGACGCUGAUUGAGGAGGGCCCCGGGUAUGAGCGAUGUUGGUGGAAAUGCGCAUGGAGAUUGAUGACCAUGGUACGAGUACUGCAAGCCAAAGGCAUUCGCGUGCCGCUGCUGAUCGUUAAGAACGCUUGUGAUCCCAAGGAAAAAGGAGAACACGGCUUAACGCUUCUGGAACUGAAGCCAAUGAGCAGCAAUAACGAGCAGGAUUACGUGUGCAGCAUGCUGUCGCAAUUGAUGACCGUGUGCCAAGAGCUGCUGUUAAUCAACCACACUGUGCGAAUUCCUACGGGCCAACAUUCACCCAUAAUGCGGCUGUUUGGGAAUGACCCGCUGCAAUGGCCGGAUGGUAUUGAUGGUGGACAAUGGUUUCACGUUAUACGUGACGAUAGAUACGGCCCGAAUGGCCCACCUGCUCUGUUGGACAUUAUUAUUCCGCUGCUGCGCAUCCCUUCUACGGAUACUGCCGCCGAACAGCGGCAACGCUUCCUCUCUGUCCUGAACGACAACUGCCCGGCCGUUACUCCACGAGUACGCAAAAAGGUCAAAGCUGUGCAUGCCCGCUGGGUGCGGAAGUGGACAUAUCCCGACCGCUGGACGGCCAUCCGCGUCUUUCUCAACUUGUUCAGUGGCUUCCGCUCGGAUGACAGCCCGCGAUCGUGGGAUGCAGUGGAUCUGCGGAAAAUAGACAUUUCCAUGCUUAGUAAACUGGCCCUGACGAUACUGGAUGGAUACUACAAAUGCUGACGCAGAAUACUUGAAUGUUUUAGCGGAAUGCUGUCGAAUAUCGGCAUGGAAGAUGUUUCGUACACGAACUCGCAAGAUGUUUAUAAUGUUAACUGUAAGCGAUCGCGGUUAUUAUUUUUUUGUCGUACGGCAUGUGUCUGGCUCAGUAUCUUGUAUGUACUAUAGCGAUUCGUAUAAUGAGAACCUCUAGAGCUCUUCACUGUUUUUUACAUUCUGGGCAACAGACAAGUAGAAAUCUCCUCAUUGUUCCAGACAGAAGGUUUUUCUAAAAUUGAAUAAGAUUACUGUUAACAUAAUUAUGCAUUAGAAAGAUUAACGAAUUGUGCAGAUGUUAUAGA
Messenger RNA from Paramacrobiotus metropolitanus, 2613 nucleotides. RefSeq lists its product as uncharacterized. The coding region runs from base 899 to 2275 and encodes 458 amino acids. The transcript is spliced from 7 exons. The record is from RefSeq and is a predicted model, not a curated record. Lineage: Eukaryota; Metazoa; Tardigrada; Eutardigrada; Parachela; Macrobiotidae. Gene Ontology annotation, molecular function: protein binding.